AUGAAGAAAGAGGGAAAAAAAUUGAAGAACAGAAAAAAACAAACAGAAAUGUUUGAUUUUGAUCAAGAUUUAGUAUCUUACAGGAAAAAUGUUAAACUUAAUAUUGAAACUCAAGAAUUUAUUCCAUCAUUUUCUCAUCUUAUUCAUGAUUUUACGUCUCUGCUUAAAUGUCACGCUUGUCUUUCUUUUCCAAAGUAUUCUUCAAUUAGUUUAUGCAAAAUUCCAAAUACCGAAAUAUUUAUUGAGAAAAAAAUUGAUAUGGUAAUCAACCAAGUAUUUGAAUUUUCUGGAUAUCGUGAAAAACAAUAUGAAUCAAUCAUAUCUUUUAUCAAUGAAAAAAAUACUCUGGCGUUGAUUGAUGAUCAGAUUAGAGAACUUAUUAAUAUCGGAAUUCCAUGUGCUGGCUUAUAUACUUCUACUAAUCAUCCAUCUAAUUAUCAAGAAAAGUAUUUGGCGAGAUUGCAGCUGAUUUUUUACAAAUGCAUGGAAAUAUUUGGAUACAUUAAAGCAAUUGUUUCCCUUAUCAUGCUUACCGCUACAUGUUUACCUAAUGAAACUUGGAAGAUACAAUCAAUUAUGAAUAUUAAAGUGGGUGAUCUUAAUAUUGUUCGGAGUUCUUCUUUUAUACGUUCUGAAAUGACUUUUGAAGUUCAAACCAAAAGUUCUAUGGAGAGGACUAUUAAUGAAAUUUGUGAACAAAUUCAAAGAAUUGGAAAUGAAUAUUGUAUAAUUUAUUGUGCUUCACCAGCAAGCUGUGAAGAAGUGUUAAAAUUAAUUAGAAAUAAGCUUGAAUCUAUUUCUUUAGAUAUAUAUCAUGGUAAAUUAGAAAGCUCCGUGAGGCAUCAAUCAAUUACGCAUUGGAAAAGAGGUUUAACUCAAGUCAUGAUUGCAACAAAUACUUUUGGGCUAGGGAUCAAUAUGUUAAUAUUUCUAUAUUCAGGAAAUCUAAUUCAAGAAGCUGGAAUGAUGCGAUAA
This is a messenger RNA of Funneliformis caledonium, 975 nucleotides long. Lineage: Eukaryota; Fungi; Glomeromycota; Glomeromycetes; Glomerales; Glomeraceae. The record is from the annotation of a GenBank genome assembly.